This is a messenger RNA of Salvia miltiorrhiza (redroot sage), 4098 nucleotides long. Its product is annotated as putative E3 ubiquitin-protein ligase LIN. Gene Ontology annotation, molecular function: ubiquitin-protein transferase activity; protein binding. NCBI's taxonomy places the organism in Eukaryota, Viridiplantae, Streptophyta, Magnoliopsida, Lamiales, Lamiaceae. Gene Ontology annotation, biological process: protein ubiquitination. Bases 161 to 3955 code for a protein of 1264 amino acids. The record is from RefSeq and is a predicted model, not a curated record. The transcript has 15 exons.
AACUUCUAAGUUCCGCAUUAAAAAGAAAAACAUGCAAAUGGCAAAUUUAUAUAAUCACUGAAUAAAAUAAAGCACAAGUAGUAAAAUAAUGUGCCGGCGGAGUGGUAAAGGCCGUCCAAAAUCUCACACAUUAGGCGCCAACACAAAAAACAGGUGAAGUAUGUUAAGUAUAACCAACAACAACAAGUCCUCUUCCACCACCACCACCACCACCGCACCAAUGUCCGCCGCCGAAAUCCUCUCGCACACGGCCCUCUUCCUCUCGGAAACCGUAUCCCAACCCGAGCUCCGCCGCCAGCUCCACUCCACCUUCCUGGAGAGAGUCCCCACCGCACUCGCAAAGCCACUCGGCUUCGCCUCCCAAACCGUGGAGACGGCCAUUUGCAGCAGCAGCCCCUCCGUCCGCGCGUCGUCCCUCCGCCUCGCCGAGAAGCUCCUCUCAUCCAACCCGGCCAACCCCUUCUCCUCCUUCCUGCUCUCCCUCGUCCACCACAUCUCCCACCGCGCACUCGACGCCGCGCUCAGCCUGCUCGACGUCUUCGAAGCCGAGCCGUCCCUGUCCCGCCUCGAGAUCGCGCCGUUUCUCUUUCAGGAGCUCUUUCUCGUCCAUUUCGCUCAGAUUCUCGAAUGGUACGACCGCCAGAGAUCCAACAUCCUCGAUUCCGGCAACGCCCAAUCCAUCUUGUCGGAGAUGAACGGCGGGCAGGCUUCGGCGCUCAAGGAUUUGGAGAGGGACUACGAGGUUUUGCUGGAAGACAACUGCAGGAUUUUCGCACAGUAUAUGAAGCAAGUGCUGCGAAGCCGAGAGGAAGUGAUUUUCCCACCUGCGAUACUACUGUUUCGCAGAGGUGAAAGUGAGGAUGGUGGCGAUCAACAUCAUAUCAGAAACCAAGGAUUCGAGUCGCCAAACAGACGGUAUAAUCCAAUAUGGUGUGAAUUAGAAGACAGAUCAUUCGAAUCAAAGACGACAGAUUCCAAGAGACUCUCCAAGUUCCCAUCCCUCUGCCCAGUCAGAGUAUCUGCCGAGGUCCUGAUGAAUCAAAUCCCAUCUCGCCAAAAUGAUGAUUCCCAAACCCAAGAUAAGGAAAACAUCCAGAAACCGGCAUUGUUUGACUCCACAAAGAAGCAGCAGCAGAGCAGAAAACUAAGCGAUCGACGUUGCGUGGAUGAUUCUUCAAUGGAAGAAGCAAGCAGUUGCAAUGCCCCAAAAGACUUCGUGUGCCCCAUCACGACGCGCAUAUUCGAGGAUCCCGUGACGCUGGAGACAGGGCAGACCUACGAGAGAGAGGCCAUUCAAGAAUGGGUCGAAAGAGGAAACUCGACAUGCCCCAUCACGCGCCACAAGCUGCACAGCUCCGACCUGCCCAAGACCAACUACGUGCUCAAGCGCCUCAUCGCCAGCUGGCGGGAGCGCAACCCCUUCCCUUCCGUCUCGCCCAAGAGCGUCAUCACCACCGCCGACGGCGCCAUCGCGGCCGACCUCAGGCUCGCCAUCGCGGACGUCUGCACCUCCGAGGUGCUGCGUGAGGCCGAGGCCGCGGUGCUCAGGAUCGGGCGCUGCUGGAGGGAGGGGGCCCUCGAGCAGCACCAGAUGCUGGCCAUGCUCGCCAAGCCGCCCGUCAUCAACGGCUUCGUGGAGAUGCUGCUCAACUCUGUGGACGAGCAGGUGCUGAGAGCCACCGUGUUCCUUCUGAGUGAGCUCGGGUGGCGAGACGACAAUGUGGUGCAGACGCUGACGAGAGUGGACUCGGACGUGGAGAGCAUUAUCCAGUUGUUGAAGAAGGGCGUGGUUGAGGCUGUUGUGCUGGUGUACCUGUUGAGGCCGUCGGCGACGAGCCUCGUGGAGAUGGAGCUGCCGGGAUAUCUGCUGGAUACGCUCAACAGUGAUGAGGAGGUUGAAUAUAAAAUGUUUAUGGAACCCAAAGCAGCUGCAGUGCUUCUGCUGGCGCGCAUUCUUGGUCAAUUGCAAGGCAGUGGUGCACAGAUAGUUAGGAGCAUUGUUUCCACCGGAGCAAUAGACAAAAUCGUGGAAGCUUUACAGACUGAGCAAAGGGUUGGUGCUGUUAGUAUUUUGCUGAGAUGCAUUUUGGAGGAUGGCAAGUGCAGGAACAUAGUAGCUCGCAAAGCGGAGUUAGCUUCUCUCUUGGAAAUUCUCUUUCAGCUCAGUGAUGGAGAACGCCUGCAGGUCAUCCAUUUCUUUUCCGAGCUAGUUAAGUUGAACAGGAGGAAUUUGAAUGAGAAAAUCUUGCGCACCUUAAAAGAUGAGGGUACGUUCAGCACAAUGCACACCCUUCUUAUAUACCUACAAAAUGCCCUCCCGGAUCAGUCUCCGAUUGUGGCCGGACUUCUUCUGCAACUCGAUCUUCUGGAGGAGCCAAGAAAGAUGAGCAUAUACCGAGAAGAGGCUAUAGAUGCUCUUCUUUCUUGUCUGAGAAACUCAGAAUCCCCAGCUGCACAAAUCUCUGCUGCAGAGACAAUAUUGUCCCUGCAAGGAAGGUUCUCUUAUUCAGGAAAGUCUCUUUCCAGAGCCAUUCUCCUCAAACGCGCAGGCCUCGAGAGGAGCUAUGUAGCAUUCAUGCGAAGGGAUCAACGUCGCCACAACAUAUCUUCUAAUGCCCAAGACACCAUGGAAGAUGAGAAAGCUGCUGAAGAGUGGGAAAGAAAAGUGGCUUUUUACCUUGUGAGCCAUGAGUUCGGCCUAGUGUUUGAGGGUCUCGCACAAGGCCUGAGAAGCAACAACGAGGAGUUGAACUCGGUGUGCUUCAUGGCUGCGACAUGGCUGAUAUACAUGCUCUCGAUUCUCCCGGAUACAGGGAUAAGAGGAGCAGCACGCGUGUGUCUGCUCGACCACUUCGUCUCCAUCUUCAAAUCGGACAAGAAUAUCGAAGAAAGGGCACUCUCCAUGCUUGGCCUCAACAGUUUCAUCAAUCACACCGAAGGGUUGCAAGAUCUAGCAGGUCAUACCAAAGACAUUCUGAAAGGACUGAGGGAGCUCAAGAAAUCCUCUGCCAUGGCGUUUGAGAUGCUCAAAGUCUUCUCACAAGAGCACGACAACAGCGCCGAUAUUUGGAGUCAUCAAGAAUUGAGUCAAGAAGAUUGCUCUAAUAACGGAGAAGUUCUUGCAGUAACAUGCUUCAAAGGAAAACUUUUCUCCGGCCACUCAGAUGGAACUAUAAAGGUUUGGAGUGCUAGAGGUUCGGAGCUAUGUCUCGUGCAAGAAAUCCGCGAGCACACGAAGCCGGUUACUAGCUUGACAGUGCUGCAAUCAACAGAGAAACUCUACAGCGGUUCAGUUGACAGGACUGUGAGGAUUUGGUCCAUAUUGGAGGAAGGAAUUUACUGUGAACAAGUCGAGGAGGUUAAGGAUCAAAUAAACAACCUCGUAGUUGCUACUAACAUUGCAUGCUUCAUUCCUCAAGGAGCCGGCGUCAAGCUACACUCGUGGAAUGGAACCUCCAAACUACUAAAUCAACACAAGCACGCGAAAUGUUUGGCUCUGGUACAAGGAAAACUCUACUGUGGAUGUCACGAUAGCAGCAUUCAGGAAAUCGACUUAGUCACAGGAACGCUAGGAAACAUACAGACCGGCACCAAGAAACUCAUAGGGAAAGCAAACCCUGUUUACGCUCUCCAAGUUCACGAUGGACUGCUAUAUGCAGCAGGCCCUUCGCUCGAUGGAGCAAAUGUGAAGAUAUGGAGCACAUCAAACUAUAGCUUGGUCGGAUCAUUGCCAUCGACGUUGGAUGUACGGACCAUGGCCGUAAGCUCGGAGCUGGUGUAUCUCGGAUCCAAAGUUGGAAGCGUCGAGGUUUGGUGCAGAAAAAAGCUUAACAGAGUAGAAACGCUUCAAACAAAUCUCACCAGCAAAAUCAUUUGCAUGGCCCUUGAUACCAAUCAGGAUAUGUUAGUCAUUGGAACCUCUGAUGGCAGAAUUCAGACAUGGGGGCUGAGCUAGAGCAAGGCUAUAAAAUGCCAGAAGACUUAGAGAUAAGAUAUUUGUUAUAUUUUUUGGCCUCAAAUAAAAAUUUGUUUUCGGCUUCAAGAAGACAUACAUACAUACAUCUAUCUAUAUAUAUAUGUGAAGAAUUUAUUGUAUCA